This is a messenger RNA of Betta splendens (Siamese fighting fish), 6012 nucleotides long. Its product is annotated as SLIT and NTRK-like protein 1. Lineage: Eukaryota; Metazoa; Chordata; Actinopteri; Anabantiformes; Osphronemidae. The record is from RefSeq and is a predicted model, not a curated record. Bases 1183 to 3285 code for a protein of 700 amino acids. The transcript has a single exon. Gene Ontology annotation, cellular component: glutamatergic synapse; GABA-ergic synapse; postsynaptic density membrane. Gene Ontology annotation, molecular function: protein binding. Gene Ontology annotation, biological process: axonogenesis; regulation of presynapse assembly; positive regulation of synapse assembly.
AAAACGUCACGCACACAUGCGCAUAUAGGGUGCCACACUGACGCAUCGUUUGUUGUAUAGUCAACUGUUUUUUUUUUUUCUUGCUGGACUGAGGCAUGCCUGUAGCGAAUAAUUGUUUUUACCGCAUUCAACAGUGUUUUCAAAGCGAGGGGAGAAAGUCGGAGCUGUAGCAGCGCAGGCUCGCAGCGCUGAGGGAGAGAGAUGCGCCAAAGUGAUGCCGUUUAUCCUCUAAGACUGGGGGGAAUUUAAGGCAUUGAACUGAGGUAUCACGAUCCUAAUGUGAAAUCUCACCAGUGGUCUCGACGAUGCCUGCUUGGACACUUUUGCCAUGGAGCUGCGAGCUUUAGGAGUCGCAACAAGAGCUGGCAGCCUCGCGCGGUGGCACAAAUGUGUAAUUUUUGCGCAUCUGGAGGGGAAAUACACGAGAAACUGUAAAGUGUGAUUUUUUAGAAAAGUCUCGCCUCUAUACGUGGAUUGAUUUUUCCCCCCUGCUCUCUCCUCACAGCAUUCCCUCAGUCCGUCGACGGAUUUUUGCUAUUACAGCUCAGUAGAGGGUGUCAGAUCUUUCUUAGAGCACCGCGCUAGGAUGAACACAGUCGCCGCGUUCCUCUCUCGGUGAUCGCCACGGAGCAAAGGAGCGAGGGGAGGAAGCGGCGCGCGCGAGCGAGCGAACGAGCGAGCGAGCGAGGCAACACGGCGACGGACGCGAUGAGGGGAUGCGGGCGUUUCGCAACGCUGGGAUCGCACGUGAAGCCCCAGCGCAGGGUGUGAAUUCAGCACCGGGGGGAGAGGGGACAGCUCCCGACGCCGCAACGCGCAGCGCGAGCGGAGAGGGCGAGGAAAAAGCACGGAUUUGGUCUUUUCUUUCUCGCCAAGGUCAGUGUUGAACGAGCCGAAAGAGCCGGAGGAUGAGUGGGACUCUACUGUCGCUCGCUGUUUUUGAUUUUUAUCAUCGACGUGCCGUGGCUGCGGGGAUUCAGUGGAUGUGAAAGGGACGUUUAUGUGGUCAUUCUCAAACUGCGAGUCUGGACACGAGAGCAGGUUAGAUGCAGCAUGGAUGUGUUAUAAAAGACUGCCUUCUUCUGCCUAAAUGUCCGUGUCUCCCUCUUCCUCCGAUUGAUGUAGACUAAGAUUCUCAGCUCGUAUGUCCUGGAACCGGGAAUGAAUUGUUCGCGUUGAAAAAUGCUGCUUUGGAUUGUUCUGCUGAAUGCGGCUCUUUGUGUUGCUAGUGGAAAUGUUACAAGGGACGUUUGUAAGGAGCAGAUAUGCUCUUGCAACGAGGUCGAGGGGGAUCUGCACAUAGACUGCGAAAAAAGGAGCUUCACCACUCUGCAGCAUUUGACUGGCCCGAGCUCGCAGUUUUAUCACCUGCUGUUGCACGGGAAUUCGUUAUCCAGGCUAUUUCCCAACGAGUUCGCCAACUUUUACAACGCGGUGAGCUUGCAUUUGGAAAACAAUGGCUUGCACGACAUCGUGCCCGGCGCCUUCCUGGGACUGCAGCUGGUGAAGCGGCUGCACAUCAAUAACAAUAAGAUAAGAUCCUUCAGGAAGAGUACAUUUCUGGGGUUAGACGACUUGGAAUACCUCCAAGCUGAUUUCAAUCUAUUGAGGGAUAUCGAUCCCGUUGUUUUCAGGGACCUAAAUAAACUUGAAGUGUUAAUACUUAACGACAACCUCAUCAGUGCGCUACCUAUAAACGUGUUUCAACAUGUGCCCAUUACGCAUCUCGACCUGCGGGGAAACCGAAUCAAAACGUUGCCUUAUGAGGGGAUCCUCGAACAAAUACCGGGCAUUGCGGAGGUUUUGUUGGAGGACAACCCGUGGGACUGUAACUGCGACCUGGUUUCUCUAAAGGAAUGGCUGGACAACAUACCGCGUAACGCGCUCAUCGGGCGCGUGAUAUGCGAGGCUCCCACCAGGCUGCAGGGGAGCGACUUGAACGAGACGUCGGAGGAGGAUCUGUGCCCCUCGCAGAGCGGCGGCGUGGACGCCAGCCUGGUCGCCCCGCCCACGCAGGAGGAGACCGCGGAGCCCGCGGGCCGCAGGCCGCGUCCGACGCCUUACAAGCCCGGCGCCGCCGACGCCGGCGGGCCGCCGACGCCCGGCGGGCCCCGGGGCCGCUCCAAGUCUCGCGAGAACUGGCAGCUGAAGCUCCCCGUGGUGACGUUCGUGAACGGGGACAGGGAGCAGCUGGCCAACGUGACGUGCCCGCAGCCGUGCAACUGCAAGCUGGUGGGCUCCAGGCAGGGGCUGGGGGUCAACUGCGAGGGGAAGAAGAUCGAGAGCCUGUCCGGCCUCAAGCCGAAACCGCUGGCCGCGCACGAGCUGAACAUGAGAGACAACAACAUACACGCGGUGAAGAAGAACCAGCUGCUCGGCUACUCCAGCCUCAACCUGCUCGACCUGGGCGGGAACAACAUCAAGGUGAUCGACAACGGCACCUUCCAGAACCAGAGCGAGCUGCGGUGGCUGUAUAUGGAUAAGAACUAUCUGGAUACGCUGAUGGCGGAGAUGUUCGUGGGCCUCGUGAAUCUGGAAUAUCUCAGUUUGGAAUACAACGACAUCCAGCUGAUCGUGGCGGGCGCCUUCAGCUCCAUGCCGAACCUGCGGGUCCUGUUCCUCAACAACAACCUGCUCAAAUCUUUGCCCGUGGAUGCUUUCCUUGGGAUUUCUUUGUCCAAAAUCAGCCUGCACAACAACUAUUUCCCCCACCUGCCCGUGGCUGGCGUGUUGGACCAGCUCAACUCAAUCAUUCAGAUCGAUUUGCACGGGAAUCCGUGGGAUUGCUCGUGCAGCAUCGUGCCCUUCAAGCAGUGGACGGAGAAACUCGGGGCCGACGUGAUAGUAAGCGAUCUCAAGUGCGAGUCCCCGGAAGAGUUUUGGAAGCGGGAUUUCCGCUACGUCCGGAACGAUCUCAUGUGCCCCAAACUCUAUGACAGAGUCUCCCCCACGGCCCUGUCCAAAAACAGCACUUUCACCCUGGACUCGGGGACGCGCUCGAACUCGUACUUGGAGCCCAAUAGGGUCUCGAUUUCGGUGCUCGUCCCCGGGCUGCUGCUGGUGUUCGUCACGUCCGCGUUCACCGUCGUGGGGAUGCUUGUGUUUAUUUUGCGGAACCGCAAGCGCUCGAAGCGGCGGGACGGGAACUCGUCCGCGUCGGAGAUCAACUCGCUGCAGACAGUGUGCGACUCCUCUUACUGGCACAGUGGGCCUUAUCACGCGGACGGGGGCGCGCACAGGGGCUUCGACUGCAGCACGCACCUCUCCACGACGAACGACGCGUGAAGGGACGCCGCUCGGCGGAAGCAGACGCCAGGCUGGAUUACAAACGGCCGCGCAGACGGACAGACAGACUGACGAGUGACUAACGCGUCAAGGCGAACUGUGCCGUGCGUCACGGGCGAACACAGACUUCUUUAUGUCUUGUUUCCUCCAGUCGAACCAUGUAAGUCAGUCUGCUGCUCCACGGGCCCCACUCUGUAAUAUAUGUAUAUGCCGAGCCCCCCUGGCCCCCCCCCCCCCCCCCCCCCCCCCCUUCCCCACUCCCUCUCUUCCUCCCUUCCUCCCUCCCUCCUCGCAGUUCUGCUAUUUGCCGCAAUCGGACUACGGAUCUGUAUGAGACAAGGAAAGAGGGAGAGAAACGGAGCGACACAGGGAGAGGGGCGUGUGUGUGAACGAGAGCGAGAGCGAGGACCCAAGGAAUGGUGCACGAGCGCAUGAAUGUACAUGUAAAUACUCGGACCGAUGUAUCAUAAUCUGCAUGAAGAUAUUUCGCAUGGUUUCAACACACACGCGACGGCGAGGAACCAUAACCACCAUAACCAACAAAGAAGCAAACUCGACCCUUUCAUGUUAUAUCAAUAUGACGACUAUAUAUAGAUAUUAAGAAUUAUAUAUGACUAUUACAAAGUGCCAUUUCUCUAUUUUUUGUGAACCUGCAGUUAGGAUUUGUAUUUGUUGUUUUAAACCUGUUUGGAGAAAAGAAGAAAAAAAAAACCAAUAGCGGAUUACGAUGACUAUCUGAAAGGAGUGAUGGAAGUGAAGCUGUCAGUGCAUGUUCUUUUCUGUUUGUUAUCAUUUGAUUGUCGAUAAAUAUUGGGGUUAUUUAUACCGUGACUAGAUGGUGCAGAUUAAAUUCCAGCGUCUGCGCAGUCAUCAUCUCCUUUAUGAAUGUAAAACUGUGUUAUUUUAUGGUGUGCCAAUUGUUGACUUUCAGAUAUUCAGACAUGCAGAUGAGCAUGACCAAUUAACGUCACUCAGAUGCUUAUGCUGCAAAGUUAAUGUAGCUAAAAUAACAGUUCCGUGGUUUUGUGUGUCAAUGAAUAUAGCCUGCUUUGGGUGAGAGGAACAAAAAAUGUCAUUUAAACGGGGGGUUUAUACCAUCAUAUUUUUUCAACAACUGAGCAAAGAAGUGUUUUCAAUCAAGCUAUACAAUUGGAUCUACUGUAUGUAAACAGCGCAGGUAGACUAAUAUAGAAUAGAAUGCUUUUUUAAUGUCAUAAAAAAGUAUUCCUCCACAAAAAAAGCUUAUGGCUAUGAUUCACUUUCAUCAUAUUGUGAGCUUUUGUAAAGCCAUCUAAUCUUGUCCAAAUAAGAGAACUGAAACUCACUGUAUUUACUACAAAAUGUGCUCGAAAUAAGCUGUUUUUUCGGAGGCUGCUUCUUGCUUUCUGACGGACGGGGGCCAUGUUAUGGCAGGAAGUCAAAAGAAGCAAGGUCCGUGGAGAGACAGGAAGUGGGGAUUCAAUAGGACACACACACACACACACACACACACACACACACACACACACACACACACACACACACACACACACACACACACACACACACACAAACACACACACACAAACACGUGUGCACGCACUGCGGAGGUGAUGAGAUCAUGCAAGAUGCCUUUUUCAACACAGCAUUUUGAACUUGAGAUGCUCUUCUUUGGGGGUCGCAUGGUUUAUGUGGGCUCAUGAAAACAUUGCCAUGACUGAAUAGCUGUUUUGCAGAGCUCGACUGUCAGGUCUGCUGCUUCUAGCCUAUAGCCUCCCGCUUUUCCUAAAGAUGGAUUUGGAAAAUAAAAGCAUUAAAAAGGUUGGGGCAUACUUCCAGUAGUCCAAAAUUUCUCAACUCUUCUCUGCAGUGUCUGAAACAGAUGGAAGGAAUGUGCAAUUUGCAUUUUUUUACGUUUUAAUUCUGAUGUAAAUUUUCAGUGCUGGUGACUUAUUAUUGACUUUGCCUAUCAAUUAUCUUUAAUAAACCCAAUCUCGGAUGCCUAAUAUUAAUAUUAAUAUUUCCAGCAUAAUUUAAUAAUAAUCUACCUAAGAUGCCAUGGCCAUGACCAGAUGUAGGAGGACUGUCUCACACCCCCUGACACUUCUCCACCCUUUUGCUAUGUCCCUUUUAGAAGGCCUGCAGUCUCAGACUAGCGCUGUCCAUGGUGCUGAACCACAUCCCUUCCUACCCAGUCUUUGACUCUCUGCCCCUUGCCUGUGUGAGACUAAACGCCAUCGGAAACGAGCGCGAGCGGUUGCGUGACUGGUUGCAUGUCUGUUUAUAAAUCCCUAACUUCCCCUACUGUCAUGCCUUCGUCUACUGACCCCCACCCCACCCUUCCUCCCUCUUGUACCCACGCUGCAGCUUGACCUUGGGGACUAACAUCUCAGCAAAUCUGUGACAAAACAGAAACCAUCAUCAUCAUCAUCAUCAUCAUCAUCAUCAUCAUCAUCAUCAUCAUCAUCAUCAUCAUCAUCAUCAUCAUCAUCAUCAUCAUCUCCCUGCACUUUCUCCCACAUUUCACCUUCAGACCCCCGUCCAGUCCUCUUCUCCUCUGUCCAGUCACACGUACGGGGGGUGGGGGGUUAUUCGGGGCAACUGCGUGUCUCUUCUGUGGAGUAUUACUGUGCCACAGCCCACUGAUGAUUUGUCAUAACUUUCAAACGCUGUGUUUCAAAGUUACAUUUAUAUGCUUUGCGAUAUUUGACCUGCUUCUAUUUUGUUAAAUAAAGUGUGGUUUUAGGA